AUGACCUCCUGGACCCUGCUGCUCCUGACCUUGGCGCUCCUGGGCUCCCCAGGUCGGGCCUUUUCUAGUCUGACCUUUGGACGCUCCAACGGGGCAAUGGCCCACCUGAGUGACACAGAGCAGCUCUUCCAGGUCCUGGCCGAGGAGGGCCUCCAGGGUAACCUGCUGACCACAAGAGAGGGGCAGGGCAUCAGAUGUCGGGUUUGCGAGAAGAUGAUCCAGCAGCUGAAGAGCAUGGUGGGAGAUCAACCUGACGAGGACAUCAUCAACAAAACUGCAUCCCGGGUGUGCAGCAAGAUGAGAUCCUUCAUGAGAGGCAUCUGCAAGAAGGCCAUGAGGAUGUCUCUUAAACGCAUCUCCAAGGACAUCAUGGAUGGCAAAACCCCCCAUGAAGUCUGUGUGGACAUUCGCAUGUGCAAAACUUAAGCAGGUCUCCUGUGAGCCUCUGGGGCCUCUGGCUCCACCCUGGGGAGAAAGCACAAGAACUCCAACUCGUGGCCCCUGCUUCCUUCCUUCCUAAAUCCAGAGUCUUACUCAUUCCUGUGGCUCCGCUGGUGCAGGACUAAGUGCCACAUGUCACCGGUGUUCUCCAUCGGGAAGCUGUGGGUGAAUCAUUCCUGCAACUAA
Messenger RNA from Miniopterus natalensis, 627 nucleotides. RefSeq names its product granulysin (gene GNLY). Gene Ontology annotation, cellular component: cytolytic granule. The record is from RefSeq and is a predicted model, not a curated record. NCBI's taxonomy places the organism in Eukaryota, Metazoa, Chordata, Mammalia, Chiroptera, Miniopteridae. Gene Ontology annotation, biological process: defense response to bacterium; killing of cells of another organism; antimicrobial humoral immune response mediated by antimicrobial peptide.